AUGUGAACUGGAAAAUGGGGAAGAUUUAGCAAAAUUCCACCCUCAGUCAGGCUGGAAAGGGGGAGAGAGCAGAGAAAAACCCUCAGACUGCUGAAAUUUCUACACUGCCAGGAAGCCCCGAGGAUCCUGUGAAAAUGAGGGUCUCUUAACUCAGAGCUGACUGAGGGGAAGAGCAGGACCCCUCCCGGAAUUCCUCCCAGUGUGGGUCACCUUUCCUCACCAGUAUGGUCAGCGACGGGCCCGUCCCAAGCCUGGACGUGCCGGUGUGAGCCAAGUUGCCCGAGGUGAGGCCGAGUGAGCUCCGGCCGGCCCUGCUCCCCCUUCAUGUGCUGUGGAACCGCGGGAGAAGGGGAGAAGCAGCAGCCGGCGUCUGGGCAGCCGGGGCCCCCAGCAUGGACUGCAAGGAGGGGACGGACAGCAGCUGCGGCUGCGGGGGCCACGACGACAAGAAGAUGCUCAAGUGCGUGGUGGUCGGGGACGGCGCCGUGGGGAAAACCUGCCUGCUGAUGAGCUACGCCAACGACGCCUUCCCGGAGGAGUACGUGCCCACAGUGUUCGACCACUACGCCGUUACUGUGACGGUGGGAGGAAAGCAGCACUUGCUCGGCCUGUAUGACACGGCAGGACAGGAGGACUACAACCAGCUGAGGCCACUGUCCUACCCAAACACGGACGUGUUUUUGAUCUGCUUCUCUGUGGUCAACCCUGCCUCUUACCACAACGUCCAGGAGGAGUGGGUGCCCGAGCUGAAGGACUGCAUGCCCCACGUGCCCUACGUCCUCAUAGGGACCCAGAUUGAUCUCCGUGACGACCCCAAAACUUUGGCCCGUUUGCUGUAUAUGAAGGAGAAACCUCUCACUUACGAGCAUGGUGUGAAGCUUGCAAAAGCGAUCGGAGCUCAGUGCUACUUGGAAUGCUCUGCCUUGACUCAGAAAGGUCUCAAAGCGGUUUUUGAUGAAGCAAUCCUCACUAUUUUCCACCCCAAGAAAAAGAAGAAGCGCUGCUCUGAGGGUCACAGCUGCUGUGCGAUUAUCUGAGGUUGCCUGAGACCCGCCUCCACUCCAAGAAUGAGAAUGGCACCCAUCUCCAAGACCAAGCUCCCGCCAAAAAGGAGGGCAUGACCUGAAAGGAAUUUCCUUCCCACAGAGGCUUGCCUGCCACCCUGUGAGCCCUCCCAAGCACAGCCCUCUAGUCAGCCAACUGCCACUUGCGUCCUCCCUGCCAGCUAGAAGCAUCCGCGCUGCACACUCCCCGAGGACGUUGGGUCCCAGUUUCAGACGGCGCCGCUGCUGAACAUGCUAGGAACAAAGUCAAGGCCGUCUUGCAUUUCGUAUUUCUCCUGCCUGUGAAUAUGAAGCUGAUAGGAAUCAUUACAGAAAAACUGAAAGAGGAACUCGGUUCCUGUGCUGGUGGCCUUAUUUGAUGUCUUUUACAAAACAUGGGACUGCAAUACUAACCUUUCUUUUCUGAACCUCCUGUUUUACCCAUGUGUCUGACGUUCAUUUGUACUAUGUGAAGGAAUCAACUAAUUUCCAGUUUACUCAGGCAUUACAAAUCUGUACCAAAUUAGCCUAAAGAAAGGCGGUUUAUAUCCAUUUCUAUUUUUAGCACAUUCCUACCAAAGCCAUUAGAACCGACACAUACCUCUGACGGCCUGAGCACAGGAAGACACAAGAAAACUCUAAAACUUUUAGAAACUUAUAUUGUCAUGAUUUUUGAACCUGGCUGAAUGAAAACAUCAUCUGAAUUGGUGCAGGUCCACGUUUUUGCCAAAGACUCACACUCUACAAAUACAUAAGUUGAUAGGCAGCCUGAUUUUUUUCCUACUAUACUGUCAUGGCAAACUAAAAACGAACUGUUUACAAAAGUACUAUUUCUAUUUUGCAUCCACAUCCACUGGGGGAAGAACAUAGCAGGACCCAUCUUUUAAAAUAGUUUACUUAGCAGAGUGGAUCUUCCUGCUCCCUCUCUCCCCCAUUGGUUGCCCUUUGCCUUCCUGGGUUUCACACUUUCUCCUGGGCCCAGAUUCCAAUUAUCACCUAAACUGAGAGAAGGACUGGGCAUUGGGCAUGAACAAGCAAGUGUUUAAAAAUACCUGAGGUAGUCCUAAUCCUAGCACUCUGGGAG
Molecule: messenger RNA, 2127 nt
Organism: Otolemur garnettii (small-eared galago)
Lineage: Eukaryota; Metazoa; Chordata; Mammalia; Primates; Galagidae
Gene: RHOJ
Product: ras homolog family member J
Exons: 5
Coding region: 393-1037 (214 amino acids)
Biological process (GO): small GTPase-mediated signal transduction
Molecular function (GO): GTP binding; GTPase activity
Source: RefSeq, a predicted model, not a curated record